AUGGAAGAAUUUAUUUGCAAAGAUGAAAGUGAAGGAGUAUUGCUUUUUUCAAAACAAAUUCUUUGUUUACGUAGGACAGAGAAAUCGAAGCUUUGUACUCAAAACAAAACUGGCUCUUGCUAUCAUUCAUAUGGAAAACGCUACGCCCAAAACAACAUCAUUUUCACCUCUGAACUAGACGAAGACAAAUACCAACGUGUCAUUGACAGAUGUAAUCUCAUUCCAGAUAUAAAGAUUCUUCCAGGUGGAGAUCAAACUGAAAUUGGUGAAAAAGGUAUAAAUUUAUCUGGUGGUCAAAAAAAAAUAGUUAGUAUUGCAAGAGCUGUCUAUCAUAAUUCAGAUAUUUAUUUAUUUUGGGGAAAUUUUUUUUGA
This is a messenger RNA of Heterostelium album PN500, 372 nucleotides long. RefSeq lists its product as uncharacterized. The transcript has 5 exons. Gene Ontology annotation, biological process: transmembrane transport. Gene Ontology annotation, molecular function: ATPase-coupled transmembrane transporter activity. The coding region runs from base 1 to 372 and encodes 123 amino acids. The record is from RefSeq and is a predicted model, not a curated record. Gene Ontology annotation, cellular component: membrane. Lineage: Eukaryota; Evosea; Eumycetozoa; Acytosteliales; Acytosteliaceae.